This is a messenger RNA of Erigeron canadensis, 2156 nucleotides long. RefSeq names its product probable serine/threonine-protein kinase PBL17. Gene Ontology annotation, molecular function: ATP binding; transmembrane receptor protein tyrosine kinase activity; metal ion binding. Gene Ontology annotation, biological process: protein autophosphorylation. The record is from RefSeq and is a predicted model, not a curated record. Gene Ontology annotation, cellular component: plasmodesma; plasma membrane. Lineage: Eukaryota; Viridiplantae; Streptophyta; Magnoliopsida; Asterales; Asteraceae. The transcript is spliced from 5 exons. Bases 83 to 2008 code for a protein of 641 amino acids.
CAAGCCACUGUAUAAAGAUCUUCAGCGCUGCUAAAUGCUAAUCUAUCACACGAACAACCUUUCACUUUAGUCACACUUCAAUAUGUCUUUCCUCAAACAUUAUGAUCACCUAAAAAUUCAAAUGAAAGAUAUAUUAUCAGCCACCGACAACUUCGAUUCCACAAAGGUGAUCGGGAGUGGUGGGUUUGGACGGGUUUACAAAGGAGAACUAUCUCUUCCAGAGGGACCAAUUGUGGUCGCUUUUAAGAAAUUAGACCGUAGACUGGGUCAAGGGAAUAUUGAGUUUUGGAAGGAGGUAAUGAUGCUUUCAAAAUACAAACAUGAAAAUUUGGUAUCUCUCAUGUACUAUUGCAUUGAGGGUGAUGAGAUGAUCCUGGGGUACGAGUAUGCUUCUUGUGGAAGCCUGGAUCGUUAUCUGAGUGAUACAAAUCUCACAUGGAUCCGUCGGUUAAAGAUAAGCGUUGAGGCUGCACGUGGCCUAAAUUACCUACAUGAUCCGCGGGGGGCACAAGAAAGAGUUAUUCAUCGAGAUAUUAAAAGUGGAAACAUCCUUCUUGAUGAAAAUUGGAUAGCGAAAGUUUCUGAUUUUGGCCUAUCAAAAGUCGGCCCAGCUAACCAAGCGCAAACGGUUCUUGUUUCUCAUGCAGCUGGCACGCCCGGGUAUUGUGAUCCUGUGUACUUGGAGAUGGGUUUCCUAUCAAAAGAAUCUGAUGUGUACUCUUUUGGAGUCGUGUUGUUUGAAAUUUUGUGUGGGAGAUUGUGUUAUGAGUCUAACAAUGGUAAGCUAACUAAUAUUUUUGUUCCAAAGUGGAGACGGUGCUACGAAGAGAAGAUCUUAGAUGAGAUAAUCUUUCCUGGUCUAAAAGAACAAAUGGAUCCUGGUUCAUUGAAUGCCUUCUCAGCCAUUGCCUAUCAAUGUGUGAAGAAAGCUCGUGAAGAUAGACCAAUGAUGGCUCAGGUAGUGAAGGAACUUGAGUUUGCACUUCAACAACAAGACGUUUUUGAAGAUCUCAAAAAGAGAGUGGAUUUUGAAACUUUAAUAAAGACUGCAGAUGAUUGUAAAACACAUAAAGUAGGUCCGGUGAAGGUUCUUAAAAGAGUCCGAAAAAAGAGUAAUCGGAAAGUUGAACUUCGGUCGCUGAUUUCAAAACCGUUGGCCGAGGAAGAGACCAAGAUACCGGAAAACGAAGAACCAUCUAAAAUGGAUGAGAAAAAAGAUGAGUUGUUGACGGUGAUUACGGUGGUUUUUAAAGCACAUAUGCAUUGUGAAGCUUGCGCACAGAAAGUUAAAACACGGAUUCUCAGGAUAAAAGGGGUGGAAAGUGCUGAACCAGAUCUAAAGAGUUCCGAGAUGACAGUGAAAGGUACUUUCCUAGCAACAGAGAUGCUGAAUUACGUCCAAAUAUUAACAGGAAAAGAUGCCAUCAUUGUUAAGCAAGACCCCGACCCAGUAGAGGAAGACGAGAAAAAGGACGGCAAUAACAAUGAAAAGAAGGAAGAGAUAUUAGGUGACGAAGGUGAUGAUAAGCAAGACCCCUACCCAAAUAAAGAAGAGGACUACAAUGCUAAAGACGAGAAAAAUGAUGACAAUAACGGUGAAAAGAAGGAAGAGAUAUUACGUGACGAAGGUAGUGAUGAUGAUAAGCAAGACCCCGACGCAAGAAAGGAAGAGGACUACAACGCUAAAGACGAGAAAAACAGUGAAAAGAAUGAAGAGAAGUUGCAUGAUGAAGAUGGCGACAGGCAAGACCACGACCCAAAAAAGGAAGAGUACUACGAUGCUAAAGACGAGAAAAAGGAUGGCAAUAACGACAGUGAAAAGAAUGAAGAUAAAUUACAUGAUGAAGAUGGUGAUAAGGAAGAAGCAGUGGAUAAACGAGAAGAUAUUACUUCGGAAGCAUUCAAGAUGAACUAUUAUGAAUAUCGACCCGUUAAUUACCCUUAUGCAUAUCAACCAGCACCACAGAUAUUUAGUGAUGAAAACCCCAAUUCAUGCAUUAUUAUGUAAAUAAAAGUAGAAAAACUUAGGAUGGUUAGCUAGAUUGGUCUUUUACAUAGCUGUUUUAGCUUUUAUAAUUGUGUACAUGUUUUUGGACUUGAACGGACUUUAAAAGUCUGAUGAAAAAAAAAAAAAAAAACCCCUUUUGUGUCGACAA